Messenger RNA from Rhagoletis zephyria (snowberry fruit fly), 432 nucleotides. RefSeq names its product adult-specific cuticular protein ACP-20-like. The record is from RefSeq and is a predicted model, not a curated record. Gene Ontology annotation, cellular component: extracellular matrix. Lineage: Eukaryota; Metazoa; Arthropoda; Insecta; Diptera; Tephritidae.
AUGCAUACCAUCUCGUGUAUCGCCAUCCUCAUCACAACAGCACUUUUUGGAGUUGCAUUCGCAGGGCCUGCGCCUCAUGGACUCGCCUCUAGCUAUGCUUCGGUGCAGCAACACUUUGACGUCCAUCAUCAUGGUAAUCACGGAUAUGGCAGCCAUGUCAGCCAUCAUCACGAGCCCCAUCAUCAUCCCAAAUACGAGUUCAAAUAUGGCGUAAAGGACGCACACACCGGUGAUCAUAAGAGCCAAUGGGAACACCGUGAUGGCGAUCAUGUGAAAGGUGGCUACACUUUUGCGGAAGCUGAUGGCACUAUACGCGUUGUGGAGUACACUGUUGAUAAACAUAAUGGUUUCCAAGCUGUUGUCAAGAGAAUCGGGCAUGCCCACCAUCCGCAGGUCCACCAUCAUGGUGGCAGCCAUGGUUUCCAGGGUUAG